CACAGAGCAUCCUACGGUCAACAACAAGGUAUUGGUUCCUGCUGGUAUGUUUAUCAGGAGAAACAAAAGAAGAUACAGAUGCAAAGACCGGAGCAGUUGAGAAAAAUGGCAGUCAGACAGGGAUACUUCAGUCUGUUAGAUCACACAGGACAGCAAAGGACCAAACGUGACUUCUUGGGCUGUUGGGUGCUCUUAUAUUUCGGCUUCACCCACUGUCCAGAUAUCUGCCCAGAUGAGGUGGAUAAAAUGACCAGUUUGGUUUGUAUUCUUGAUGACGACCCAAGCCUGCCCUCUGUCCAGCCAGUAUUUAUCACCGUUGACCCUGAGAGAGAUGAUGUGUCUGCUAUGGCAAAGUACGUGAAAGAUUUUCACCCCCGGCUGAUUGGAUUGACGGGAACUGCGGAGGAAGUGAAGCAGGCAGGACGCGAUUAUACAGUCUAUGCCAGUGCUGGGCCUAAAGAUGAGGAUGGAGAUUAUAUUGUGGACCACACCAUCAUCAUCUACCUGGUUAAUCCAGACGGACUCUUCCUGGACUACUACAAUAGAAUGAAAAGCGAUGUUCAGAUUGCUGAAAAUAUACGUAAUCAUAUGAUAAACUAUGUUAAAUUAUUUCCAGAUUAAUCUAAAUGGGGGGAAAAUGCUUUCACAAUAAAGCUGUAUUUCAAAA
Messenger RNA from Carassius auratus (goldfish), 667 nucleotides. Its product is annotated as protein SCO2 homolog, mitochondrial-like. The record is from RefSeq and is a predicted model, not a curated record. The transcript has a single exon. Lineage: Eukaryota; Metazoa; Chordata; Actinopteri; Cypriniformes; Cyprinidae. The annotation marks the transcript as partial. Gene Ontology annotation, biological process: mitochondrial respiratory chain complex IV assembly.